CCCGCCCUUCGUCUGCACCCGGAGUCGCUUGGCUUGAGCCAAGACCGAGGCAGCAGCACCCUCAAGGGGAAACUGGUCUGAGUCCGAAGUGCCCGGCACCGAGCGGCAUUUAUCGAGUGACGUCUACUCUGAGUAAUUUAGUAAUUUACUGACUUCAGCCCAGUAGCCGGAGCUGAAUUUUCUAACAAUCGCGUUUGUACCAACUCUGGUUGGUAUGACUUGGUAAGCCGGUGAAAGAAAACGGAAAAAACAAAAAAAAAACAAAAAAAAACCACGCACGUGGCAACAUUGAGUUAGACAUUUAGUUGUGGACUUACUAAUUGACUUUUUCAUUCGGCUUUUCCUGGUUGAUUUUAAAUUAACAGCUCUCGUGAAGGAACUGAGUGGAAGUACAAGUGUUGAAUGGGCACGUUUGUCCUCCAGCCUCGUCGACCUCAAGAUCAAGCCAGGGCUUAGGCCAGAGUUCAUACUUUAGGUUCCAGCCACUUGAUCCAGUUUUCAGUCUGAUAUUGGCCUUAGUGGCAAAUUUACGAAUAGCUUUAAUUGAUCAAAUGGUAUGUGUUUUACAGGAUGAAGAUGAGUGGAAAGAAUUUGAGCAAAAAGAGAUUGACUACAGCGGCCUCAGAGUUCAGGCAAUGCAAAUAAGUGAAAAGGAAGAAGAUGAUAGUGAAAAAAGAGAAGAUCCGGGUGAUAACUGGGAAGAAGGUGGUGGUGGCGGCGGAGGUGGCGGUGGUGUAGAAAAGUCUUCAGGCCCCUGGAAUAAAACAGCUCCAGUACAAGCACCUUCAGCUCCAGUAAUUGUUACAGAAACCCCAGAACCGGCAAUGACUAGUGGUGUGUAUAGACCUCCUGGAGCCAGGUUAACCACAACGAGGAAAACGCCACAAGGACCACCAGAAAUAUACAGUGAUACACAGUUCCCAUCCCUGCAGUCCACUGCCAAGCAUGUAGAAAGCCGAAAGGAUAAAGAAAUGGAGAAGAGCUUUGAAGUAGUAAGACACAAAACUAGAGGUAGGGAUGAGGUUUCAAAACACCAGGCCCUUAAGCUUCAGCUAGACAACCAGUACGCUGUGCUUGAGAACCAAAAAAACAGCCACUCUCAGUACAAUUAAGGAAUGGUCUUUGCUAACCCUUCUAAGGUAACUAGACCACCGCUAACCACCAUGAACAGCCAUUCAUCACCUGAUCUCUGCUGGAUCGACAGCAACCGAUGCCGACCCCUCGAGAUAAGUGACCGGCCCUAUUGCACUAUGGAAGUUUCAAGUGUCACAACUGCUCUUUAUGUCUAUUGAUUUAGGGGGAUUUUCAUUGUUAUAAAUGUGUGAACUAGAUUCAGCAGUGUUCUCACAUAGUAAUUACUCUGCAAAUACAGAAAAAAAAACAAAAAAAAACACAAAAAUGGCAGCCAGUGGUCAUUUCAAAAUCUUUUUAUGUUCAGAUACUGAGCCUUUGUAAGGUUGACUACCUCAGAUUUGCUGCACUCAUGUGGACUCAUGUGGAUCACAACUUCUGGAUAAGGAGGUUACAGCUGUUAAGUGUCGAUGUGGAACUUGCAACCAGCUCUACUGGAUUCCUAUCAGAAAUCCUGCAGAGAGUCAGCCGUCUGGGUUCUGAUCUGCUGUAAAAGAUGAAGAUUUAAGUGACCUUAAUUAACCUGUCCUGUGCCCCGUCCUCUGGGAAUGCUCUCUGUCGUGGGCUGCGGCUGUGUUACACUUCCUGGAAUGUGCCGCUCUCAAAAGAACUGAUGUGUUCAGAUGCUCUAUGUAGGGCUAUGAUUACUAAUUUAAACUUUGAGUUGUAUUUUGACGUAACCACAAAUUCAACAAAACUUGGGUCCACCAAGUGGGAAGGGAAUAUUGUUUCUUUUAGUGAUUUUUUAUUUGGAUAGUGCUUUCUCUAUGUUCCACAUUAAGGCCUUUUUUUUGCUUUGACUUGGAAGAAGUUCUUUGACAGAGCAUAUUGCUUGGUUAAGUAAGUGACCUGAAAUAUGCAUUAGAAUUGUGAAAUGUCUCAUAAAUUGCCAAUCCCUCGAGGGGAACCAAAUAGCCUUUGAUGUAAAGGGCAGCGGACACGGGGGGCUCUACUUCAGGUGCUGCUAAAGCCUCCUGGAAUCAGGUCUAAUUGUCAAGUUAACUGCAGUGGAAAGAGUACGGUUUCUGCUCAGGCCAAGGGAUUCACUGACCUGUUCUUACAAAUUCAGAGCAAUGUGAGCAGAACCUCAACCUAAACCCACUUAGGUUUCAUGAAUCUUGCGUGGUCUUUGAUAAUUCCAGAUAAUACUUGUGCCCAAAUUUUUAAGUUAUUGGACAUUCUGUAGAUGCAGCAAUUGUCCCAGGGUAGCUCUGCUAUCACCUGGUGUGUCUUUAUGCUGUUCAUUUGAAGUCGGGCAAAUGACGUAGCACUUCUAUUUUUAAUAAUUACAGCUUAAACUAUCCAGUCAGUUUUAGUCCUUAAAGAGGACUUCAGGAAGAUACCCAGGACUACUGCAAAGUUUCUUUUCACCUAAUGAGAAAGUCUGGUAAUUUCCUAGUUUUGUAUCUUUGGUUCAGUAGAAAUAUGUCAAAGUGGUGGUGACCACUUGACACAGUCUCUGGGUUUCUCUGUAGUAAAUCCCUUUGCCAAAUGGCGGGAGGUGCAGACUUGCUACUGGCAAGAGUGAAGCCAAUGGGGGAGGAAAACUGUCCUGAAGCGGGAGCAUAUUUCUGUGGGAGUUCGGUCUCGAUAAAAGUGUCAGUGCAGGAAUCAGACUCCUGGAGGGUUACAGGAUCUCCUGACACGACCUGCCAACCAUUUCUGGGCAAUAAUGUUGGUGUUAUUUGAGGUGGCAGGCGAGACGCCUGCCUUCUGACGUGUUUGGGUGAAUUGCUGAGCAAGCCAAGGAGAGGUUGGAUGAUUAAGCAAGGAACAAGGGAUUCUUGGUUAAACUGAAGACUUCAUUUGGGAACCAAAAAUCUUAACAAAUCUCUUGGACCUCGAGCCACAUAUUUUCCCUGAAGAGUAUGCAUUUUUUUCCAGCAAAAUUUUGUUGAGGGUUAUGUUUUUGAGGAAUGAACUGGGAUGGGUAUGUGGAACUUAAUGGCACACUGUACUAGAGAGCUGAAGAACUGCAGGAGAUUUAAAACCAACUCUUGUUACAACUUUUUAAAAGAUUGUGAGAUUAUCAAAAUGCACAUGAAUCAAGUUUUAAUAUGCUGUAUGGUGGGUGGAUAGGCUGUCCAUUGUACCAUUUCUUUCUUUGAAUUCUCAGGCAUGGUUUGGCAGUGCAAGAGCUCUGUAACAUUAACAAAUUCAAUAAAAAGUGAAUAUAUGGGU
Molecule: messenger RNA, 3312 nt
Organism: Miniopterus natalensis
Lineage: Eukaryota; Metazoa; Chordata; Mammalia; Chiroptera; Miniopteridae
Source: RefSeq, a predicted model, not a curated record